UCCUAGUCUAAAUAAAAACAGAUUACCAAUUCAUUUGAUUUAAUUUAUGUUGGUAAGAGAAUUAAUAAAAAAAGGGUAAAAAAACAAAGUUUAUUUUUAUUUAGAGACACGUUGCGGUUCAUCAGUCGUCAUGGUUACAAUAAUAACGACUCGGUUGCCACGUGGAAUGAAUGUUUAUCUUUGAAAAUCGAAACACUUGAACGUUUGGUGAUCGGUUUGAAACGGGACGCAAACGGCGGAUUUACUGCAAACAACUCAACAACAGUUUCAUCGACCCACCCCAGCGCGACCGUGUCCCCUCACGGACUGUGUGACCGGAGAUUGAUCCUCACGUGAUGGAGGGCGGCGGAGAAAUGAAGACAAAUGUGAGCCGAAGCACCGGCACCGACUCACCGUCGGCCCGCUGUGACGACCGGGCGGCGGCGUUUCGAUAUGUGUCGGAGAGGAUUCAGAGAGACGGGACGGAGGAGGAGGAGCAGGAGGAAGAUCUCUGCUUCGACAUCCUCUCCACCUUCAUCAACAGCCUGGGGGACCAGCAGUGGGAGAGCAUCCGGGAGAGGUCGAGAGAACCGCUGACGCAGGCUCACCUGGCUCAGGUGUCCAGGAGGAUCGUCAGGGUGGUGUCCGAGCUCGUCCUCCAGGUGCUGGUCCCGGCCCUGAUGUCCCGUCUGCGGGCCCAAGACACCUCAGAGUCUUCAUCCAGCAAAUCCAGCAAAGACAGCGGAUCCUCCGCUGUGAAGGGGAGACCCUACAUUAAAGAAAGCUCUGGCUCCCAGUCGUCAGACAGGUGCAUGCUGGGAAAAGUAGUGCAGCCAGAGCGUCUGUAUGCGCUCGCUGCCCUGAAAUGUGCGGCAGAAGUCCAGUCUUCCUCCACGAACUCCUCAGGCUCCAGGGCCAGGGCCCUCGCUAAGGUGGCGUCGUGGCACGACAUCGAACGUUUUCUGGAUGCAGCAACAGGGGAGGUGAUGACAGUUAUCAUUAAAAGCUUCUCCUGUCAAGAGAGGACAGCAGGAGCCAAGAGGACGGACAGCGCUGCUUACAAAAUCCUGAAAGAUGUGGCCAUCAAGAUGAGAUUCUCAGAGAGACAGACACCAGACGAGUUUGAUCAGGAGAGUUUGCACGAGUAUCACUGCUGCUGCUUGGGGUACCUCGGCAAGAAACUUCAGAACUGCACCAGCAAAGUAAAAGGCUCCUUGACAAAGAGCCAAAAGGUUGACAUGAAGGCUAAGCCUGAAGACAGAAACACCACUUAUCCGAUGUCUGUGUCCUCUGAGGAGGUCGCCAUCGACCUUUCAUGCAGCAAGUUUCGAGAAAACAGCCUGAAUGCACUGAAGGAAUUCCUCAGGACGUCACUGCUCAUGUUUCCCUUGGACUGCAUCGAGGGAAAGGACAGCUACGUGGACUCCGUGGACUCUGUGGACUCUGUGGCCUCAAAGAUGCACGACAUUGUAGUAAACAGUGUAACUAAACUGUGCCAGCCACAGCCAAGACAAUUCUCGUGGCAGCAGUCUGAAAACACCAUCGUGUCUGAGGAGAAAGUAGCCUCCUCGGCAUUGAUGCUAAAAUUCAACUUGCAAGUGAUUCUGCAGAAUUUUCUCACCUCCCACAAAGAGGCUUCGGACAAGCUGAAGGAGGUGGUAAAGGAGGAGGCAAGGAGGUCGUUGUCUGAACUUCUGUCCAGCAGGAGUGACGAGAGUGCUGAGGACACCCUGAAGGGCAGUGUGCACUCCACACCGACCACUUCCUGUGAGUCCAGUAUCAAGAGCAUGACAAAGGUGGUGCAGUCUUUCCUGGAGGAAGCAGAGCAGUCAUUGAAAGAAGACAGCUCCAAGAGUAGUGAAGCAGUGACCGGCUUUGAAGAGCUGAUCAGCCAGGACAAGCUGUUCACCUUCUCCAAGGUACUGGCCGACAAGCUCGCUGGCAUGUUUCAGGAACAAACACAGAGUGCGCCCAGGUCUCUGGAUCCCAACAGAAAGGGCUGGUCCGAUUCAGAACUCAACAAGCCGACGAGAGGUCCUGUUGGCAUCAUCAUGCCCUCUGACCAGGUGUACGUCUUCGUUGAGGAAACUGUGAAGCACCUGCUGACAUCGCUCAUCUUCCCUCCGCCAUCCUGGGGAAUGGGUCACAUGAUCCAAGUCCAAAGCGACGCUUCAGCUGCCGCCAACUGGGCGGAGUCUGUCGAGAAGUACGAGGCCGUCAUCGGUUUCUACAGCGAGCUGAUGGCCGACCAGGUGAUGGGAACCCUCAGCAGGACUUCUGCUUCCUCCAGGGUCCGGCAGGAAGUCACCGGACCUCAGAAAAAGAAGAUCCAUUUCUUCCAGGAACUUCCAAGCAAGAUCAGGAGGAACUGGAAUACACUGACCCACAAGGAGGACUAAGAAGUGCAGCUGUCGACAGAGAAGAACCCUAACCCCCACACCCUCCUCCCAACUCCUUCCACCCUUCCUCCUCACCCACGGCACUUCCAGCUGGCGCUGUUUCAUCUGAGACUGGACAUCAUAAAAGAAAUAAAAAAAUGAAAAAUAAUAUUUUCAAUGACAAUCUUUUCUUUCAAAUCACUAACACAAGGCGACCAAAAUAUUGAUUUGAAGAGUUCAAAGAAAAAGACUGAUUGUAAUAACGCAGCCUGUCUGCAGCAGCAGGGCUGCACGGUUUGGUUAAACUCAUGAAGCUCUUUGGCUUCAGGAUGCCAAAACCGGUUUGGAAACUCUGCAGCUGUGGUGAGGUUUGUUUAUGCGCCGCAGCCACAGCUGACCGUGAAGUGUCAAUCAUGCAAAGACUUUUUUCCAUGGUGCAUCAGACUAAAGCGGACCGGAGCUAGCUAAGCAUUAAAUACUCAUGAUUAAAACAUCCAAUGAAAGUAAACACACUAAUAAAGAAAACCAAGUUGAUUGCUCUGGAUGUAAAGGAAUUCUGUAUACUUUACUUUAACAAUUUAGAUGUGUCGAUAAAGACUUGCGAGUAUGGACAUUUUUGGUUUAGAUACCUUGAAAGUGCUUGAAAAAGCUUUUAAAAAGCUGCGUAUGGAGUACAGUUCUCGGGGCUUUGAAGAUCAAGCAGACUGUGGUUGGACAGGAGGACGGAUGAGAUCAUGAGAUACGUCCCCGGCUGGACUUCAGCAUAGUGAUUUCAUGUUUUGUAUCUUAACUUCUCCGUCAGAGUCUCCUUCCUGCUUCUUGUGCUGCAGGUAUUUGAAGGAAACCAGGACCUGGACACUCCUGUCCUCGCCCUUUUCAACACUUCCACCGUGGCCCGUUACA
Cottoperca gobio is the source of this 3260-nucleotide messenger RNA. RefSeq lists its product as uncharacterized. The coding region runs from base 336 to 2378 and encodes 680 amino acids. The transcript is spliced from 3 exons. The record is from RefSeq and is a predicted model, not a curated record. NCBI's taxonomy places the organism in Eukaryota, Metazoa, Chordata, Actinopteri, Perciformes, Bovichtidae.